Messenger RNA from Physella acuta, 1248 nucleotides. Its product is annotated as SWI/SNF-related matrix-associated actin-dependent regulator of chromatin subfamily E member 1-like. The record is from RefSeq and is a predicted model, not a curated record. Lineage: Eukaryota; Metazoa; Mollusca; Gastropoda; Physidae.
AAGUCCAUUUCGAGUAUUAAUAUAACAUGUGACAAACUAGAAAACAAAAUAAAAGAGCAUGACAAGAAGUUUGAUGAUACGAAUACAGCAGUCGCAAAACAAAUCUCUGAAACAUCAGUCAAAGUUGAUGCACAACUAAAACAAUUUGACAAAAGAGUAACAACAGAAAUACUGUGUGUGCGUGACGAAAUAAAAAAUCUCAGUUAUGAUAAUCUGUCGCUAAAUGAUAGCAUGUCAAUCAAUAACUCUAAGCUCGCUGAGCUAACUAAAAAAAAUGAUGACCUAUUAGGUCAGAUUGAAAGCCUGAUUGUUGAAUCAGACGAGCUGAACAAAACGAUCCGGGACCUGGAUAGCAGAUGUUUGCAAGACAAAAAGGCUUUGCAAGACGCUGUAUUUGAAAAUGAAUCAAAGAUCUGUAAUUUGGGAAAAUGUAACAUUGAGUCCAAACAGAAGCAGACGACAAUGGAAGAGCAGAUAACGUUCAUGUACUGUAGACUGCAACAAGACGGAGUUAACUUCCAGCAGUUCCGAGAUUCAGCAAACCGUUGGUUGUUGAAUGUCAAGGUCACGUGUGACACUCUGGAAGACAAGAUGACUGCCCAGGGUAAAAACGUAGAAGAGCUCAAGACAAAGCACCAAGUUCUGUCCAAAUCAAUGUUAGACAGUGCCGCUGUAAUGACGUCCCACCGGAAAAGGUUGGACGAGGUAAUAAGAAGAGAAACACAGAGCAGAUCUACUGAAAUAAACAACAUGCGACUUGAAGUGCAGGCAAUAGAAAAAGAGCAUCAAAAAGGCAACUCGAAAAUAGUUGACCUGUACCUGAAGAUGAACGCGCAAGAUAGCAAACUGAAAAGCCUGCGUGAUGACAUAGAUAGCUUGGAUUCUGCAAGAAAAAAAUUGGAACAGUGCAGUAAGCAGGCCCAGUCUACACUACAAGCAAAAGUGAACCAGUUGCUCUCAGAGACGGAGGAAACAAAAACAGCUAUAGAGCAGUGCAAACAAGAUACACAGGAAGUCAAGCAAGUUCAGACUGACAUCAACAACGAGAUCAGUGCCACUCGAUCCAAACAAUCGUAUUUCCAAAUCAAGGUUGACCAGCUUGUAACCAAAAUUAACAAAUGUGAGGAGAAGUGUAGGAUGCUGUCGACUUAAAUAAAUAUGUAUGCCGUGUUUGUCAAGGGAACAGAUGUCGACGGUAUAGUUAAGGAUGUGAGAAACGCAUUUCAAGGACUGUACUCAAGAUUUAAA